Messenger RNA from Pseudopodoces humilis (Tibetan ground-tit), 2103 nucleotides. RefSeq names its product calsequestrin 2 (gene CASQ2). The record is from RefSeq and is a predicted model, not a curated record. Gene Ontology annotation, cellular component: sarcoplasmic reticulum lumen; Z disc. Gene Ontology annotation, molecular function: calcium ion binding. Lineage: Eukaryota; Metazoa; Chordata; Aves; Passeriformes; Paridae. Gene Ontology annotation, biological process: regulation of cardiac muscle contraction by regulation of the release of sequestered calcium ion.
CGUCUGUCUCUCUCUUUGUUGUGAGUACAGGACAGGAAAGUUUGCUGCUCGCCACCAGCCUUGCAGUGUUUGGGCUCAACACUAGGAAAGCAGCAGAUAGAAACUCAGAGAAACUUAGUUCAAACUUCACCUGGAGUCUUUGGUCUCCCUCUCUUCUCAAAUUAAGAGAGAGGGGCACAUUUACGCACCCUUUGCUGCACUCCAAGGGUGCCCCUAUGAAGGCAAUUUGCUGGAUCCUGGCAGGUUUUUACCUGCUUUUCUGCUGCAAGGCAGAAGAAGGACUGAACUUCCCUACUUAUGAUGGGAAAGACCGAGUGAUCGACCUGAACGAGAAGAAUUACAAGCAGGCACUGAAGAAGUAUGACAUGCUCUGCCUGCUCUUCCAUGAGCCUGUGAGCUCUGACAAGGUCUCCCAGAAGCAGUUCCAGAUGACAGAGAUGGUCCUGGAGCUGGCAGCUCAGGUCCUGGAGCCCAGGAGCAUUGGCUUUGGGAUGGUGGACUCCAAGAAGGAUGCCAAGCUUGCCAAGAAGUUAGGCUUGGUUGAAGAGGGAAGUCUCUAUGUCUUUAAGGACGAGCGGUUGGUUGAGUUUGAUGGGGAACUGUCUGCAGAUGUCCUGGUGGAAUUCCUCUUGGAUUUGCUAGAAGACCCUGUGGAGGUCAUAAACAGCAAGCUGGAGCUUCAGGCCUUUGACCAGAUCGACGACGAAAUCAAACUCAUCGGCUACUUCAAGGGAGAAGACUCAGAACAUUACAAGGCAUUUGAAGAAGCUGCUGAACAAUUCCAGCCCUAUGUCAAGUUCUUUGCCACCUUUGACAAAGGGGUUGCCAAGAAGCUAGGCCUAAAGAUGAACGAGGUGGACUUCUAUGAACCCUUUAUGGAUGAGCCUGUUCACAUCCCCGAUAAGCCCUACUCCGAAGAGGAGCUGGUUGAUUUUGUGAGAGAGCACAGAAGGGCCACCUUGAGGAAGCUGCGCCCAGAGGACAUGUUUGAGACGUGGGAGGAUGACAUGGAGGGUAUCCACAUCGUAGCCUUUGCUGAAGAAGAUGACCCAGAUGGUUUUGAGUUCCUGGAAAUCCUGAAGCAGGUUGCCAGGGACAACACUGAUAAUCCUGACCUGAGCAUUGUCUGGAUUGACCCUGAUGACUUUCCUCUGCUCAUCACUUACUGGGAGAAGACCUUCAAGAUUGACCUGUUCAGACCACAGAUCGGGGUGGUGAACGUCACAGACGCUGACAGCGUCUGGAUGGACAUCAGAGAUGAUGAUGACCUGCCCACAGCCGAGGAGCUGGAGGACUGGAUAGAGGACGUGCUUUCCGGGAAGAUAAAUACCGAAGAUGAUGACGACGAUGAAGAUGAUGAUGAUGACGAUGAUGAUGACGAUGAUGACGAUGACGAUGACGACGACGACGAUGACGAUGAUGACGAUGACGAUGACUAACUGUGACUCUAUGCAGUUUGACUUGUGGGGCCCGAGAGCCCUUGCCCUGCGGCAGGUCCCUCCAUUGGAAGACCUAUGUUUGAGCAUCAGCAAGCACCGCCGCUCCUCUUUCCCCCCUGCCCCGCUCCCCCUGCCCUCGCCCGUGCCGGGACCCCCUCGCCUGAUUCCCAGCGGUGCUGAGCCACCGGGACUGCCCCUGCGGAGGGCAGCACCUGCAGGCACCCAGCACCGCUGCAAAUCAUGCCUCCUUAGUAAGGACAGCAGGAAUCUGCAGGGAAUCUGCCCCGAGUGUCCCAGGGCAGGAGAAAAGUGCCUGCCUGCUUGCUGCCACAGGGACGCAGGGAGCCAGUUUGUACUUUCCGUGUUCAUCAGCCCAGCACUUAACAUCCAAAGACCAAAUCUCACUUCAAGACAUAGGGAAAACCCUAACUGUAAAGUUUAGCCCUUUUAUUAAACACAAUGCCCUUUGCAGCUACUCUGCCAAGACCACUCAAUCCUGCAAGUUCUGCUGCGGGAGUCUGUAGCUACUCCCUAACAUGCUAAGAGCCAGAAAAAUGCUUUGGGAGGGGAGGGAGGUUUUAGGGAUGCUAUUAAAGUUUUCAUUGAUUCCACAUAAUGACAGGAUAUUCUUGUCCGGCAGUGCAAUACAAAACCAAACACCGGG